AACGAGCAAUUUAAGGAGACCGCUGAAGGAAAAGGAUCUUAUCACAUCUACAAUGAAGAACCAAAGGAGAGAAUUGAGCGUUAUUCUGCCUAAUAACAAAGAGCUAAGCUUGACUGUUGGGGUUAAGGACAGAGGUCAAGAGGUGUUUAACCAGCUGUCUGAGCUUCUCGGCAUCUCUGAGCUACAUCUCUUUGGUCUGAGUGUUGUAAAGGACAAUCAACCUCUGUUCCUGGAUCUGGAGAAGAAAUUGUCUUUGUAUCUCCCAAAGUCCUGGAAAAAGAAUAGCGCAAAGGAAAAGGUGAUUCUCUCACUGCGAGUGCAGUACUUUGUGGAAAAUGCUCAGCUAAUUGUAAACCGUGAAGCCCGUCAGCUGUAUUAUGCCGAGCUGAAAGGGAGAGUUUUAAGAUCUGAGUGCUUCGAGCAAGAAGGAUUGUACUUUCAGCUGGUUGCAUACGCUCUGCAAGCUGAUCUGGGGAACUACCAAGACCAAAAAUUUCAAUACUUCAGUCCACUGGCAUAUUUCCCUUUAUGGAUUGUACAGAAGCAUGGCAAAGAUUAUAUCCUGGAGCACACCCCAACCUUGCACAAGGAACUUAAGGGCAUGCCAUCCAGUGAGGCUGCCCUGCUUUUCUUACAGGACGUGUUUACCCUGAUUGAUGUGCCCGUCACCAUCUAUAGACUGUUCAAAGGAAAGAGGAAAACACAAAACUGUGUCAUCUUGGGCCUGACAUUAAAAGGACUGCAGAUCUCUGAGAUGCUUAAUGGAGAACAUCAGUUUCUGUAUAAUUUGCCGUGGUCCACCAUUCAUUCCAUUAGCUAUCAGGGCAGAAAGUUUGAGAUUCGUGCUGAGGUCUUGUUUGAGAAAAGUCUGCGAUUGUUCAGUUGUUCAAUCCUUCAUGCCAAGCACCUGCUCCAGCACAUAAGCAACAGUCACCGCAUGCAUCUCAACACAAAGCGAUUGAUCGCACAAUCAAAGCACACCAUCACUCUCCCAUGCACCACAUAUGGAGGGAGACACAGAGAAAUGUACAUCACAGAUGGAGCUGAUCUUGACAUGGAGGACAGUGAUGAUGAACUUCCACAUAUGAAAUUGUUCUUGAACCAGAAGCCUUUUACCGGUACCACUGAAUGUGGAAAUGUCAAAGAUAGUGGAGAGGAGUACAGUUUAGAGAUGAGUGUUGAUGAGCCGGAGGAGAUGUUUGUUGAUGAUCCUGAAGAUGUCCUGCGUUUAUUUGAGCUGCUGGAGGGAGUAUCUGUGGAUGAUCCUUUACUUCUGCCUAUUUCACAAUGGAAAGAUCUCACAGAAAUGAAUGACAUAUGACCAUCUUUUUCAACUCCUAUAAACCAGAAAGUCAUGCACCAAACACAAAAACAAUUGCAAACUAUUUGUUUG
Molecule: messenger RNA, 1393 nt
Organism: Danio aesculapii
Lineage: Eukaryota; Metazoa; Chordata; Actinopteri; Cypriniformes; Danionidae
Product: FERM domain-containing protein 6
Exons: 12
Coding region: 53-1321 (422 amino acids)
Biological process (GO): positive regulation of hippo signaling
Cellular component (GO): cytoplasmic side of apical plasma membrane; cytoskeleton
Source: RefSeq, a predicted model, not a curated record